UGUCAUUAGCCUGUUUUGUGGGGUGCUGUGAAGGGAUACAUACCUAUCAUUCCAUGCACGUGAGAUUACAAGAUAUGUUAUAGCAUUCUACUUCAGACAAACAUCAAUCUCUUGGCGAUGGUUGUAUUAAACGGAUAACAUACCCGGAGAGUCAAGCAUAAGAAUCAGAAUAUUAAUUGUAAAGAUAUAAUGGCACGCUUUAGAUCAGAGUUACACGUCCCAGUGCACAGAGACGAAAUGAACUUCCAAGACCGACAAGUAAAGUCCUGGCAAGAUACAGAAACAAAAAUGGAACAACAGAGGAAGGAAUGGGAUGAUGAAUUUGAUCGGAUGCGGAACGAUUUUUUUACGCUUAAACCAGUUGAUAAAAUUCGGAGCAGCCCAGAAAGGCUUGAUCACUUGAAAACUAUUUAUGAAACAGAUCCAUUUGGGAAUCAAAAAUUUAUGGUUCGAUUUGAUGUUAGUGAAUUUAGACCUGAAGAAAUCCAAGUUCGUACACAGGACGGUAAAAUAUCCGUAUCUGCAAAACACCUACAGAAAUCUUCAACAUCAUCUGUCAGUAAGGAAUAUAGUAGAAACAUUGAUAUCCCUAGUAAUGUUGAUGAGGAUAAAUUACAGUGUGUACUUAGCAAGGAUGGAAUAUUGACUGUCGAAGGGCCGUUGAAAAAGGGCCAUCUUGUUACCACUAAUUAUUUACCUAUUCAACAAGGUCCUGGAAGUGUCUCGCCUGUACCAACGAUUAACAAUCAAGUGGCCAUUUCCAAACCGUUAGAAGUAGCGACACCAGUCAAAAACCCGAUUAUAACGGAACCCGAUGGUACACGGAAACUACGUUUAUCAGUCGACGUAGGCGAAUUUAAACCGGACGAAAUUGUAGUGAAAACAGCAGAGAAGAAAUUAAUUGUUCACGCCGAGCACGAAGAAAAAUUGUCAGGAAGAACACUUCAUAAAGAAUUUAACAAGGAAUACGAACUUCCCGAUAGCGUAGAUCAGUCGGCAAUUACGGCUUAUAUUGGAGAGGAAGGAAAGUUAUAUAUCGAAGCGCCAUUAAAGCCAGCACAACAGAAGAGAUACUCUAUAACCCAGACACACGACGUUAGGAAGGUUGUUGUUACAAAAGAGUCACAAGUGACUAUAACGGACAGCCAAAACAGACCUAUGAUAACAAUCAAUGUUCACCGUAACUAAAUGGAUUAUAUUCAAGGGCGGAAGGAUGAAGGAUUUCAAUGUUGUGAUAGGUGACAUAGUAAGCUUGCUUUUCGUUGUAAUAGUAAGUGUAUGGACACUGUAUAUAUGAAUCCUGUUAUAUGUUUGCUUCAUGUUCAUAUAACCUGAGUAUCUUUAGGAUGCAGAACUAAGUAUGUCUGUUGAUAAAGAUUUAUAGACAAUAAUUUGGAAUGACGCCAUAUCAAAGUGCCAAGAAAAACAAUUACGGUGAAAUUAUUAUGAAUGAGAGUUAGUUUGACUGUUAUCACCAUGCAUAUAAGUCUGCAGUCAUUUAUUUUGUCAUAAAUAACUUCAUUGUUUGGUGCUUUGCAAGUGGUUUUCAAUCUUCAUCCGAGAAAAAAAUGUCAGUAUUGCGAAUAUGAAAACAAUUUCUGAUUUUUAGUUUUAUUUUCUUUCAUUUUAUUAAGUUUAGUUUGUUAGAUAAAAACAAAGCUGACAGAGAAUAUUUACAAUUUAUUAAAGAUUUCAAAUUUAUGUUCGUUUAAUGUUGAAAAGAAUAUGAUUUUUUAUAUCUUUCGAUUUUUUAUAUAGUUCUAUAAAUCUGUUUCUGAGGUGGUAAUAUAACGUAUCAAAGUUAAAUCUGUUUCGGAUAUGGUAAUAUAACGUAUCAAAGUUAAAUCUGUUUCGGAUAUAGUUAUAUAACGUGUAUCAAUGUUCAUAAUUUUGUUUAGCUCAGUCAUAUCAAUCUCACUAUAUCCCUCCUCCAUGUUUGUUACCUCAGUAUUGAUUUUUCUUCGCUUUAGAAAAGAGGAGGAACUUGAACGAUCACGUAGACAAUAUACGCCCAAGCACUCGUGUAAAUUCAUCUUGCAAUUAGUUAUAAGAUAUGAAAGUCAUUAUUUAGUUAAUUAGUUAUUUGUUUAUUUAUGUAUGUAAUGCAUGUAUCCCUCAAGAAGUUGAUGUAUUGCAAUGUAACGUGAAACACUGGAGUGGUUUAUUUAGAAAUCACUAAUUAAUCAUUUGUCUAUAAAAAUAUGGAGACAUGGUAUGAUUGCCAAGAAAACAAUUAUUCAUUACGACCUAAGGAAAAAGACUGAUAAAUUUGGACUUUUGGACAGGAAAUGUAAAUGAAAUGUAUAUAUAAGACUAAUAAUCUUAGAGAUUCGCCAGCCGAUGACAGAUACAUUCUUUAUUGUUUUAUCGUUAAUCAUUUGGCAAUACUGCGAGGCUUUUCUUGUGCAAUCCUGUACAUUUCAUGUAAUAGUUCUGAAAUCAUAACUUGUGGGAAAUUGCUGAAAACGCAUAUUUUUAUGUGUUAAUUAUGUGUACUUGUUUAAGCUUAUGGGUAUGUUCAUGUUUAGAUAUUUGAUAACCCAUCAUGACUAUAGAAAAUAAUGGGCCGAAAUAGAAAAAAAACCCAUGCAGAAAAAUGACCUGAAAAUUAAAGAAUGGAGAAAUGACGACCCACAACCGACCCUUAUUAAUGACAGAUAAAUUGUUAUUGCUCCUGAUUUGGACGGGAAGUUUGAUUUAUUAAAUUCUACACAUUUUACAAAGCUACCGCUGUUGAUUACAUCAUGUUGGUAGUUUUGAACUGAACAUAUUUGUUUAAUUAAUAUUUAAGUUAUAAAUCUUUGGUAUACGAUGUUUUACUUUGAUUUCUUAACAGUCUUUUAAUCUGCGAGUGUGUACUAGUUUGACCUGCAAAAUUAGAUACAAACAGUAUAUACUGAAAAAGAAAUAAUCAUGAACUAAUUUAUUUUUAGCAUCAUCAAAUGUUCUAAUGUUUGUGUGGAUGAUGCCGAGUGUUAGGAAUUUUGUAAGUGACUGAGUGAAAAUAGUGGUAGGCUUGGAGUUGAGGGUGGGGAGGAGUGCAAGGUUUGUCUCUAUUUCUGGUUGGGAUGAGUAGCUAUGACGUACAGUAUCAUAACCGUAUUUUAUUUAUAAUAUCGACACCGAUGCACAGCCAUGUAUAUCUUAUAUGAAAUAGAAUUAUCGUUAAUGCUGUUUGACUUAAAGUCAUGUUCAACGUUAGUAACUUAGACAAUAAGUCCCCCUUCCCAACCCCUGUUUAUGUAACAUUUUUUCAUUUAGAGACUAAUAAUUGCAUAUACAGAGGUUUAUAUGGUUUACCUCGUACCUCACUUAUCUGCAUGUUUAACAUGCCAGAUUUCCAUGAAUGUACUGCAACAUAUUUCAAUAUAUGAAGUUACUAAGACGCGAAACAAAGAAGUCAACUGUAGGGGAUGAAUAUUUCUGUGUGUACAUCAUAUUUGAGUGUUUUCAUAUUUUCAUUGUAUUUCAGUAAGCUCUCUUAUACUGUGAUUACGUUGUAAUUAAUUGUUAAAUAAAUUAAUGUUAUAAUAAAUGUUUAUAAUGUUG
Messenger RNA from Mytilus californianus (California mussel), 3549 nucleotides. RefSeq names its product major egg antigen-like. The record is from RefSeq and is a predicted model, not a curated record. The transcript is spliced from 2 exons. Gene Ontology annotation, molecular function: protein folding chaperone. NCBI's taxonomy places the organism in Eukaryota, Metazoa, Mollusca, Bivalvia, Mytilida, Mytilidae. Gene Ontology annotation, biological process: protein refolding; response to heat. The coding region runs from base 190 to 1188 and encodes 332 amino acids.